AUGAAAAUAUCUAAUCUUGGAAGAAAAUCGCAAAUCGCCAUCGAAUAUGCCUAUCGUGUCCGAGAGCGAUCAUCUGCUACAUGGGUCUUUUGGAUCCAUGCAAGUAAUAAAGCGCGGUUCGAAGAAGGUUUCCGAGACCUUGCGACAUGCGUUGAGCUUUCUGGGCGGCAAGAUCCAAAAGCGAAUAUAUUUCAACUGGUGCACGACUGGCUUCAAGACGAAAGAAAAGGGCCUUGGGUUGUUAUUCUCGACAACGUAGACGACGCCCGUUUCUUGACUGUAUCGAACCUGGAAGCAACCAUAGCCACGGCAAAGGGUGCAUCUACCAGGCACCUGUUAUCAUAUAUCCCAUACUGCCAACAUGGGUCUGUUCUUAUCACUUCACGAAGUAAAGCCGCUGCAAUGGAGCUAGUUGAUCGCGAUGAUAUCAUCCCAAUCAACCCAAUGAAUAAGAAAGACGCAAUACAAUUAUUGCGGAAUAAGCUUGGUCACGACGAUAACGACGCUUGCGUUGUGGAGCUUGCUGCAACGCUCGAAUAUAUGCCAAUAGCUAUUGUUCAGGCAACGGCUUACAUUUCCCAGAAGCGUCCACGAUCCUCUGUUCAGGAUUAUAUCGAUGAGUUUCGCAAAAGCGAUAAUAGAAAAGCUAAGCUUCUUAGUCAUGAAGGGGAAGGGCUUCGACGAGACAAAGAAGCUCAUAACUCCAUUUUCGUCACAUGGCAAAUAUCAUUUGACUAUAUUCGCGACGUCAGACCGUCCGCAGCAGACCUACUGUCGCUUAUCAGCUUCUGUGAUCGCCAGGGCAUUCCGGAAGUUUUGAUGCGAGGCAAAUACGGUCGCGUUACCAUAGAUGAUGCACAUAAUCUACGUCGCGCGGUGAGUGGGUUGACUAUUAGGGAUACAAGCGACCAUGAUGCCGACGAUGGCAAGAGUAUUGGAAGCAAUAGUGAUAGUGACUGGACAUAUGAAAACUCCAACUGUAGUGACAAUGAUGAGUUUGAAAGCGACAUCAUAGCACUACGGAAUUUUUCCUUCAUUGUAGCCAAUAAGGACGGGACCACAUUUGAAAUGCAUAGACUAGUGCAGCUCGCCAUAUUUGCGUGGCUUAAGGCACAUAAUAUCUAUGAACAGUGGAAUUAUCAGUUUCUUCAAAACCUUGCCGCAGAGAUGCCAGGCGGAAACUUUGAGAAUUGGGCGAAAUGCGAGCUUCUUUUCCCACAUACACAGCAAGUGUCAACACAGCGCCCGGACGGCAAGGAGGCUAUGGAAGAGUGGGCGACAAUCUUGCAUAAAGCAGCCUGGUAUGCCCUUGAAAAGGGGUAUGGAGUAGAAGCCGAGAAGCUUUCUACCUGGGCUAUGAAAGCAAGGAAGAAAAUAUUUGAUAAAGACGAUGAGAAAGUGACUUCGUCAAAAGCAUUGGUAGCGUCGACAUAUAGCAAGCAAGGGCGAUGGGAAGAGGCGGAGAAGCUUCAAGUGCAAGUAAUAGAGGUGAGCAAGCAGAAGCUUGGACCGGACCAUCCGGACACGCUGACCAGCAUCGCGAAUCUGGCAUGGACAUACGGGAACCAAGGGCGGUGGGAAGAGGCAGAGACGCUUCAGGUGCAAGUAACGAAGGCGAGCAAGCAGAAGCUUGGACCGGACCAUCCCUCCACGCUGACUAGCAUGAAUAACUUAGCAUGGAUAUACUGGAAUUCUGGGCGCCUCGAAGAAGGAAAGGUGUUGAUGAGUCAAUGUAUACGUCUACGACAAGCUAAACUGGGUUCUAGUCAUCCAGACUACUUGGCUUCAGUCGAAAGUCUAUCUGAGUGGGAAAGGUGA
Messenger RNA from [Torrubiella] hemipterigena, 1818 nucleotides. The record is from the annotation of a GenBank genome assembly. NCBI's taxonomy places the organism in Eukaryota, Fungi, Ascomycota, Sordariomycetes, Hypocreales, Clavicipitaceae.